Messenger RNA from Phialemonium atrogriseum, 447 nucleotides. RefSeq lists its product as uncharacterized. The record is from RefSeq and is a predicted model, not a curated record. NCBI's taxonomy places the organism in Eukaryota, Fungi, Ascomycota, Sordariomycetes, Cephalothecales, Cephalothecaceae. The transcript has a single exon. The coding region runs from base 191 to 421 and encodes 76 amino acids.
CUUAGGUGGGCUUAUAUCCAUAUAGGUACUUGUCCAAAAGUUGUACCUAUUUUGCGGUGCUCCGCAUACAUGUCCCUGACCUUCACUUUAAACUAAUCAUGCUCCUCUCAAUAUGCAGUAAUGGCCUAAUCCUUGUCGUCUGUUGGGUGGUCUUCAGUGGCGAUUGCUUCGCAGAAUCCCCAUAUCCAAGAUGUGGUGGAUUGUAGCACUAAUGCUGUUCCACCCUAGGUUGUUGGUUGAAUCGGAUUGUUCGAGAUUCGCACUCCUGGUUCGGCGGGGCGAAAUCCCACCUUUCUUGGCAAAAGGGCGCCCCGCCGGGUCUGGGCCUCGUGUGUUGCCCGGGCCAAUCUCACGGAUUCAAGCAGACCCGCUGGCGGCUGGACCUUCAGCCGAUGCUUUUGGGUGUGGGAUUACUAGGUAGUGCCAAAAGUAAUAAGCUCGCUGCCA